AUGGCAAUGCCACUCUUCCAGUAUUUGGCCGUGGUAGCUGCCCUACCAAUUGUCUUAACCGCCGCAACCCCAAACAAUAGCUAUGGAACCUUCACAAACCCUUCUGCUCAAGUCCGGCCAUUCUUCCGGUACUGGCUACCAGACGCUAGUGUUGAUCCGACAGUCGUAGCCUCUGAUAUCUGCUCCGCUGCGGAGGUUGGAGCCGGAGGUAUCGAGUUCCUCGCUUACUACGGGUACGGAGGGGCCAUUGGGGGCAACCCGCCCGGCUCCGACUGGGUGACUUAUGGGUUCGGCAGUGCUCCGUUCCAGCAUAUAUUGCAGGCGGCUUUGGAAGCUGCUAAGGAGAAUAGCGUACUUGUGGAUGUUGCGCUAGGGCCGAACCAAGGGCAGGGGGUGCCUGCGUCUUCGGACGCUGACGGGAUUCAAUGGGAUUUGGUGCCAUUCGUCCAAAUAUUACCAGUUAGUCAGACUAGUGAGCGUAUCCCAGGAUGGGGUGAAGGGGAACUAGUCGCCUGUGUCCUUGCCUCAGUGGACAGGAAAACAAACGUGUCCAUAGCCGGUGAUUCCUUUUCCUUAGACCCCACGCCGGCCCAGAGUUCAUACCUCGAGUUUGUCCUAGACGAGACGUCCCUACAAGACAUAACACAGAAUGUGUCGUCAGACGGAAUCUUAGCAAUACCGUCAUCAGAGUCGUCACGCGAUCUCUAUGUAUUCUCCUUCUAUCAGAAGAGAACCCUGCAUAAAGCGCUCGAGGUGGAGUCUAACAGAACGGAUACAAUCCUGGCCAAUGGCUCGUUUGUGGUGGACCAUUUUAGCAAGGAAGGAGCCAGGACAGUGAUCGAUUACUGGGAUGACCACAUCCUCACGGAGGACAUACGGCAACUCCUGGGGAAUGUGGGACACUACGGCUGGGAGGACAGCAUGGAAUUCCUGUCCAACAUAUCAUGGACACCGAAGCUGCCGGAUGCGUUCUACAACAAGUUUGGAUACCACAUAGGGAAAUAUCUCCCGCUCCUCAUGUUUGGCGAGAACAAUAUAAUGGCUCAACCCAGUAAUCCGGGGUUGGUGAAAGCAGUCUUCAAGGGCAACCAGAUCACUGACAAGUAUAUCAACGACUAUCGCUCCGUGCUGGCAGACGGGUAUGGGAGUUACUUGACCGAGUUGCGAGAAUGGCUGAAUCAGGACCUUGGACUCCAAUACUCAACGCAGGUCUCGUACAACCUGCCUUUGGACACAUUGGCGAACAUACCAUUGGCAGAUGCCCCAGAGUGCGAGAGCCUGCAGUGGAAAGACAACAUCGACGGGUACCGGCAGUUCACAGGUGCUGCAUAUCUAGCCGGGAAGAAUGUCGUGUCGAACGAGAUGGGGGCUGUUAUUUAUCGUGCAUACUCCCUGACAAUACCAGAGCUCCUGCAAAGCGUGAACAAGGCUUUUGCUGGAGGUAUCAAUAGGGUUGUUCUGCAUGGCCAGCCAUAUAGUGGGGACUGGUACGGCACUACCUGGCCGGGGACCACGCCAUUCCAAUAUCUAUUCUCCGAUAUGUAUUCCCCAAAGCAGCCUUCAUGGAUGCAUGGGUUUGAUGAGGCCAUCGGCUACAUUUCCAGAGCUCAGUUUAUACUGCGACAGGGGAUUCCUAAGUUUGAUGUGGCUUUCAUCAACAAAGAUUCCGCCACAGACCCCAAUUUCGCUGCAAAAUACGGCCAGGAUGACCUUCUUGACGCUGGUUAUAUCUACACAUACCUUUCUCCUGAUAACCUCGAACUCCCAGAAUCCUCUGUCGAGAAUGGCGUGUUGGCUUCACAGGGUCCUAGCAUCAAAGCGAUCGUCAUCACGCACGACGCGAACAUAACUGUCUCAGCUAUCCGGAGGCUGAAAGACUACGCGGCAAAGGGAUUACCCGUCAUUCUUUCCGGAGGUAGCGCACAGUAUUACCCAAUCUCUAAUGAUGGGGGAGUCGAGGCAUUCAGGAAAGGUCUUCAAGAACUGGCCAAUUCAACGAGUGUCCGGACCACAGGAAGCGGUCAUAUCGCGAAAACACUCGUCUCGCAUGGUGUCACUCCUCGUGUCAGAGUCCAGACAAAUGGUACCUGGCAUACGACUUGGCGCGAGGACAAGGAAGCCCAAGUGGACUAUGCCUUCAUUUUCUGUGAUGGAGGUGGUUCUCAAGGCAAAAUCAGAGUCACAACUGACAAGAUCCCUCACUUCUUUAAUGCCUGGACUGGAGAACGCCAACCAGUGGCGCAGUACAAGCGUCGGGCUGGUGAUAUCGUCAUUCCCGUGACGCUGAAGGCCAAUCAAACCACUAUAUUAGCAUUCAGCGCCCAAAUUUUGGACGAUAUUUACACACCCUCGGUUCAUAUUGAGUCUGCUCCCAACUCUAUCCUUGGCUACCACCUUGACCACGAAGGUGGAGCCGUUGCCCAACUGGCUCACACUGCCAACAAGUCUGCUCACGAGUUCGUACUGUCCGACAACUCGACUAGAACUGUUCCAACCACAUCAGCCAUCCCAAGCCCAUUCCUGAUUCAAAACUGGACGCUCACAGCAGAGCACUGGGAAGCCCCCGCGAACAUGAAGAAUGCCUCUACGAAAGCAUCAAUCCGCAACACAACGCACCAUCUCCCCUCUCUACUUUCCUGGACACAGAUCCCCGCCCUCGUCAACGCCUCUGGAAUCGGGUAUUACAGUUCCCAAUUCACUUGGCACCCAGACUACCCGAACGGAAUUGGAGCUUACAUUACGUUCUCUCGUAUCCUCCACGCAGUUCAACUAUUCGUAAACGGUGAAAAGGUCUCACCUAUUGACCCAACUACAGGAACUGCGGAUAUCGGAGUCUAUCUGCGUGAUGGCGAGAACGAGUUACUGGUUAUCGUUCCCACUACGAUGUGGAAUUAUCUGAGGAGUAUCUUCCCUAAGAUUACCGAGUCGGGUGCACCUCCGUUGUUGACUACCCGAGUGGGCUCGGACUUGCCUGAUAUUGUUCCUAAUGGAUUGGUGGGUGAGGUUUUUAUUACACCUUACCUGUCGUUUGCGCUUGGUAUAUAA
Penicillium samsonianum is the source of this 3045-nucleotide messenger RNA. Its product is annotated as Glycoside hydrolase family 2 N-terminal. The transcript has 4 exons. The record is from RefSeq and is a predicted model, not a curated record. Lineage: Eukaryota; Fungi; Ascomycota; Eurotiomycetes; Eurotiales; Aspergillaceae. Bases 1 to 3045 code for a protein of 1014 amino acids.